AUGGCUCCCACUGCAACCUUCAUUGCGAAAACAGCUCCUGGGGACGCUGAAAGAGCGCAGAACCAAGGGCCGAAGCAGGUUCUUGUUAUCGGGUCUUUGAACACUGCUCAGGAUGGAACGUACCAGUCGUUGAUCUCCGACCUCACAGCUAGUCACGACAACAACGUAGAAAAAUUGCUUUUUGACCGUAUAAUAGAUCAAGCUGCUCCCUUGGUGGCGUCGAGUCUUGACGAAAUCCAUGUUCUUCUGUCCGACUCUGAUUAUCGGAAGCUGCUAAUUCCCCAUUUUGAAACCUUCUUAUCAACCCUUCAUUCAUCUCUUGCUCCUUCCGGGACGAUAUGCAUCAUCAACCCAGCCCCUAGCGUGUUACAAUCCGUCUCAAGUCAACUGGCUGCCUCUGGUUUCACAAUUUCAUCGCAAACACCUUCAUUGUUAACUGCCAAAAAGCCGUCUAGUGCGGCAGCAUCUUUGAAAGUAAAGACAACUGCUGCUGGCGUUGUGGAGUUGUCGAAUUCCACGCCUCCUUCAGUGACGCUCAGGAAUAGACGAAACAUCGAUCCAUCUCGUAAAGCCAAGGCAGCAGCUAUAUGGGCAGUUUCGCUAGCUUCAGCAGCCACCAUAGACCCAGACACUCUCCUCACCCCCGAGGAUCGAGCACGUCCCAUACCCACAUGCGAACCUCCCUCAUCCGCUGAUGGCCGAGCUGUCAAGCGCAAGCGUGCAUGCAAGGGAUGUACGUGCGGACUGGCCGAACUUGAGGCAGAGGAAGAGGAGGCAGCAGCAGCUCACUAUCAGCAGCAGCAGCAGCCUGUUGUCGUUCUUGACACGCGCGCUGACAAUGAGGGUGGGUUGAUCAAGGAGAUGAGUUUGAGUGAUAGGGAGAAGCUGAAGAUCGCGGCUCAGAAUGCUGGUAAGGCCACUAGCAGCUGUGGGAGCUGUUUCCUUGGGGAUGCAUUCCGAUGCGCAGGAUGUCCUUAUCGGGGCGAGUGUCUCUACUUGGGCUUGACCCAUUUCUUUUUGAGAUUGCCGGCGUUUGAGCCCGGCCAAAAAGUGGAAAUCGAUUUUGGCAUGGAUGAUUUUUAG
Molecule: messenger RNA, 1083 nt
Organism: Cantharellus anzutake
Lineage: Eukaryota; Fungi; Basidiomycota; Agaricomycetes; Cantharellales; Hydnaceae
Product: cytokine-induced anti-apoptosis inhibitor 1, Fe-S biogenesis-domain-containing protein
Exons: 3
Coding region: 1-1083 (360 amino acids)
Biological process (GO): iron-sulfur cluster assembly
Cellular component (GO): cytoplasm
Molecular function (GO): iron-sulfur cluster binding
Source: RefSeq, a predicted model, not a curated record